This is a messenger RNA of Tachysurus fulvidraco (yellow catfish), 916 nucleotides long. RefSeq lists its product as uncharacterized. Bases 74 to 916 code for a protein of 280 amino acids. The transcript has 6 exons. Lineage: Eukaryota; Metazoa; Chordata; Actinopteri; Siluriformes; Bagridae. The record is from RefSeq and is a predicted model, not a curated record.
CUGCAUCUAAAGUACUGUUUCUCUUAGGACAAAAGCUGAGCAGAAAAGUUUACAGGCUGAAGGAUUAGCACUAAUGUGCAUAAUCAUUAGAGAAAUGAUGAAUCUUUUUUGGAUUAUUGGGCUCCUGUGGUCAGGUGUAAUUACCAGUGGUGAUGUCACAGCAGCUCCUGCAGUUGGCACAAGAACUUCAAAAAAUGAAAGCUCUGCCUUUAUGAUUAGCAUAAAAAUAAUCAAUCAAAUUUACAACGAUUCUCUUGAGGACCACCAAUCGCAGAACUAUAAAACACUAAGACAGAAAGUUGAAAAUGUGUUUUUUGAGAUCUACAAAUUUACACCAUCUGUUCAGUAUCAAGAGAUUACAGAGAUGACUUUCAGCAAUGGAUCUGUGAUUGCCAAUUCCACAGUGAUAUUUGGAUCAAAACAAAAAAGUGGAGAGAUUGUGAAGCAGAUCUUUGUUAAAAAUUAUAUGCAACACCACUCACCGCUUAGGUUGGACCUAAACAUCAACUAUACUGCAGAUCAGGAAGCCAUUGCUGUCCCCUCUAUGACAAUAUCCAUCUCCAUCCCCGAAACUCAUGACAACUCUACAAACUCUGCAAUUUCUACAACUUCAGCCUCAAUCAGCACUAAUGGCCUAGACAAAUCAAAAGAUAAAACCCAACCGCCCAAAACUUCCACCCAAGCUCAUUCUAACAACAGCCCUUCCAACAGUCCAUCAGACAACAUGACACCUACUACCAGUCCUUCAAGAACGCACAUGUUCGAUUCUUCAGCCCCAACAAAUCCAAGCCACAACAUUUUGACCACCUCUGCUUCCAGUUUUUCAACCUCAACAUACAUACAAGCAACAAGAAAACAACCACGUCUGCUUCCAUUUCUUCAACCCCAACAACAAAUCCAAGCCACAACAUUUUGA